Messenger RNA from Nicotiana tabacum (common tobacco), 2207 nucleotides. RefSeq names its product ABC transporter G family member 1-like. The record is from RefSeq and is a predicted model, not a curated record. NCBI's taxonomy places the organism in Eukaryota, Viridiplantae, Streptophyta, Magnoliopsida, Solanales, Solanaceae. Gene Ontology annotation, cellular component: membrane. Gene Ontology annotation, molecular function: ATP hydrolysis activity; ATP binding; ABC-type transporter activity.
UUGGCUUUCCGUUCCUUUUUCUGGGCAUGCAACUAUGGGUUCUGUAAAUUUGGAAAUGCCACCAAUGGAGUAUGAAACUAGAAUUGGAAAGCAGGAAGUAAAAUUGAAUGCUGUUAAGGGCCAAAUGGGAUCAAAAACUAGAGGCGUUUCCUUGACUUGGAAUGACUUAUGGGUUACUGUCUCCACUAGAAAAAGUGGCAGAAAAGCCAUACUUCAAGGUCUCACUGGUUAUGCUCGUCCUAGUGAGCUCUUGGCCGUCAUGGGUCCUUCUGGCUGUGGCAAAUCUACAUUACUCGACGCAUUAGCUGGGCGACUGGACUUCAGCACGAGGCAGAGCGGGGAUAUUCUGAUCAAUGGUCACAAACAGAAACUUUCUUAUGGAACAUGUGCAUACCUGACUCAAGAUGAAACUCUGCUGGCAACACUAACUGUUAAAGAAGCUGUUUACUACUCUGCACAACUCCAACUGCCAAAUUCUAUGAAAAAAUCAGAGAAAAUUCAAAUAGCGGAGCAGACUAUAAAGGAGAUGGGGCUACAAGAUGCAAUGAACACAAGAAUUGGAGGAUGGGGCACUAAAGGAAUUAGCGGAGGAGAAAAGAGGAGACUUAGUAUUUGCAUGGAGAUUCUAACGCGACCAAAACUUCUCUUCCUCGAUGAACCAACCAGUGGCCUCGAUAGUGCUGCAUCUUAUUAUGUGAUGAGCGGAAUUUCACGCCAAAAAGAGGGAAGAACCAUUAUUGCGUCUAUUCAUCAGCCCAGUGCAGAAGUUUUCAACCUCUUCCACAGUUUAUGUCUUUUGUCUUCCGGAAAAAUAGUAUAUUUUGGACCUGCUAGUGCAGCAAUUCAGUUUUUUGCGAGAAAUGGUUUCCCUUGCCCACAUCUUCAGAAUCCAUCAGAUCAUUUUCUUAAAACAGUAAACAAGGACUUUGAUGAGGAUAUUGAACAAGGCUUAGAUGGAAGAAAACCUAAUACAGAAGAAGUGAUAGACCUUCUCGUAAAUUCAUUUAAAUUAUCCAAGGAAUAUCAUGAAGUUCAGAACCAGGUUGCAGAAAUUUGUCAACAGGGUGGUGAAAUAUUGGAAAAAAGAAGUCAUGCCAACUUCACCACGCAAAGCCUUGUUUUGACAAGGAGGUCAAGUGUGAACAUGUUUCGUGAUCUUGGCUACUAUUGGAUGAGAUUCGCCACUUAUGUCGGCAUUGCUUUAGGUCUUGGUUCCAUCUACUAUGAUCUUGGCUCAAACUAUCAUUCAAUCGAGGAAAGAGGUCUAAUGGUUGCUUUCGUUGUUUCAUUUAUGACAUUUAUGACAGUUGGCGGAUUUCCUUCAUUUGUAGAGGACAUGAAGGUAUUUCAACGGGAAAACUUGAACGGGCACUAUGGAUGUUGUACUUUUGUCAUAGGCAACACACUUUCUUCUAUACCAUACGUGCUACUAAUAUCAUUUGUUCCAGGUGCCAUUGCCUAUUUGCUUUCUGGAUUUCAGAAUGGAUCUGGGCAUUUCAUCUACUUUGCCUUGGUCCUCUUUACCAGUAUGAUGAUAGUCGAGAGUCUAAUGAUGAACGUUGCAGCUAUCGUGCCUAAUUUCCUCAUGGGCAUUGUAAUAGGUGCAGGAAUACAAGGACUACAGAUAUUAAGUGGGGGUUAUUUUCAAUUACCUAGUGAGUUGCCUAAUCCUAUUUGGAAGUACCCACUGUACUACAUGUCCUUCCACAAGUAUGCUUAUCAAGGUAUGUUUAAGAAUGAAUUUGAAGGGCUAAAGUUUACAGAUGAUCAAUUCGGAAACAAUCGGACAAUGAGUGGAGAAGACAUCUUGAGAGAAAGAUGGCAAGUAGAAAUGGCAUACUCAAAGUGGGUAGAUCUUGCCAUUCUAGUAGGUACAUUAAUUUUGUACCGUCUGGUGUUCCUCCUUAUUAUCAAGACAAAUGAAAAGGUUGUGCAUGCAAGAAAAGCAUCCACAUCAGUUCUAUCAAACCGAAGUAGUCAAAUCAUGGCCAAGUCCUUACCUACCUCGCCUCUCCAUGGGCUCACUUCAUUUGAUGACAGUCCCACCAACAAUGGAUGAGUUAGUAGUCUGUUACUCACGAUUUAACACUAUGUGUGGGUUGUUAUUUCACAUUGUUUCAUAAUGUAUUUUUGUAGUGUAUUAUGUUUUACAGUAUUGUUUUGUGAAUACAAUGUUUAAAUAAAAUGUAUUGUUUGAUGUGGUUCAA